UAUGCAGUAAGCUCUCACUCCCUGCAGGGAAAGGCUGCGGUUUCAUAUUUCAUCUCCCUUGUACACUACACCCAGAUUCCAGUCACUUUCUGGCUUCACUGCAGUGUAUUACGCAGAGCACAGGUCCUGCAUCAUAUCCAGCAGAGACAGACAGGGCUUCUCUCAGUUCCAGGCAGUGGACCAUGAAGAUGUCAAUUUUAUUUUCACUUUGCAUCUUUGCUUUCCCUGGCUUUUCCCAGGGCAGGGUUGUUGGAGUGGAUGAAGCUGGCUUUGCCGAAUGCAAUGAGUUCUUUUAUGGAGAAACCCCACCAGAAGGAUUUACGGAGUCUUUCCAUGUGAAAAUCUGUCAGCAGUACAACAAAGAGCCACGCUUCGCAACGCUCUACAGCACGGAGGACAAGACCCCUCUUUAUUCUGCUUUUAAAUACACAAAAGCAGCUCGGAGAGGGGAGGAGAGCUGGCUGGUUGAACCGCAGAUAGAUGAUCCUGGAAAUGACUUGGAGGAAAUGGUGCAUGAAGCUGUUGCUGUUGGCUCAGUGAACAACCUUGGAGCAAACCAAGCCCUGACCACAGACUAUGUGGACUCUGGUUAUGAGAGAGGGCAACUAAACCCCAGCUCCCUCAAUGAAAAUGAUUUCCAGCUAGCCACAUACACCCUUACUAAUGCUGUCCCUAUGACUCCCUCUCUUAGUAAAAGCUGGCACAAGGAUGUCGAGGAUAUAGUAGAGCAAGCUUUGGCCCCACAUUGUGAAAAUGGGGCUCACCUGUAUCUUGUUGCAGGUGCUGUUCCAUCCAGCCUCAAAGUUAAAGACAAGGUGUCCAUACCAGAGUUUCUCUGGCUGGCAGCUUGCUGUGAUGCUCCGAAGGUAUGGUCUGUGGGCUUUCUGAAACGUCUGAAUGGUGAAAACAGUAUAGAAGACCUGUCUGUGGAAGAGCUGGAGAAGCAGCUUCCUUCAGGAGCUCACUUGUUUAAGAGCAAUUGUGGGGGAGGCAGCCAAAGCCAGGAGAAAAUGGAAGCCAUAUUGCAAACCAUAAAUCAGAUCCAGUCUGAAGAGCACGUAGUACAAACCACGGCCGGGAGAGUCGACCGGCACAUGAAUUACCAGGAGAAGCAUGGAGAGGGCAGCCUGCUGAAAAGAGUAGCUGGCAUUGUUGCAGCCCCUUUCACCAAGCUGCUGAGACUCGUUGGCUAUGUGUUGGUGGAGGUGGUAAGAUACACGUGUUAUUUCCUGUGGUAUGUCAUCAAGCAGCUCAGCAACACUGCAAUGGGCGGACUCUAUAGCUUAUGGAAUGGAGUGAUGUCCUAUGGCAAAGAAAUCAGCAUAGUGCUGGUGAACAUCCCCAGAGAUGUGGCCAAGGUUGCAGCAAACAUCGUCAUGGGCUUUGUCCGAAUCUUCCAGAACACCCUGAGCCUCAUCUAUAGGAUUCUCAGCGUCCCCAUUGGACUCUUCCUUCAUAUCAUGGUUUUCCCCUUGGACACUUUCUGUGCCAUUCCCAUCGUCCUCAAAGACAUGGCCGCUGGAGUUGCUGGCACUUGCUCACUCAUUGUCGAUGCCACAGCUGCCAUGAUGUCUGGCUUUUAUUACAUAGCUACUCACCUAGGCAAAAAGUUUGUCCCUAAGCUCUCUUCCGAUGACUGAUAGGGAUGGCAAACAGAACUGCACAGACACAUGGUGAAAGAAAAGUGGGGCAAUAUGUUCUGAUAUGUGACCAAUGCUGACAGUUCUUGUUGGUAUUCAUUGCAGUGACAUUAAUAACACCAAAUCAAUCUGGUGGUCACAUGGAGGGCCUAUGGCACUUCAAGAGGGAAUUCCAUUACAAAUCGACUUCCACUUAUUGUAAAGUGUUCGGGGUUUCAACUGGAGUGACAAGCUGUCUGUGGAUUUCAAGGUCAAUGUCAAGCUGCUUCUGCUCUGAGACACACUGAGUGUAGCACAAAGUUAUUCCUUCACUACUAAAUAGGAAAAUGCUGAUGCCUAUUCAUGGGCUGUGCUACAAAGGCACAGCAGAAGCAUGUGUCCAUUGGUGCGGGCAGAUAAGGGGCUUAUGCUGACCUCCUCUCUGCUAGGAUUAUUGCAUGGGAAGAAACCACAUAGAGCUUAAUUCUGCCUUUAGUUGCACUAUUGACUUCAGUGGGGUUUUGUGGAAGGAACUGAGGGCAGAACUUGGGCUGGUGUGUUUUAGCUGAUAAUUCUCAUCCCUUGGCCUUUCAAAGCAGCUGAAAUGGAUGGAAUGGCUCUUGGUGAGAGUAAAUCAGUUACCAGUUGCUUGGUAGGGUUUGUGGGAUAUUUACUGUUUUCCUUAACUCCCCAUAACUUUUUAAACUGACCAUUGGUACCAAACAAUUAUCCAAGACCUAAGGUCUUCAUUCAAUGUGGGCCCGAUGCAGAGCUCAGUGAAGUCCAAAAUAGUCUUUCUACUGGCUUUGGAUCACACCCUAAUACCCCAAACAAGCCCUCCCCCAUUGCCUCCGAUUAGAGACCACAGUCUCCCAAAUACAUGCUUCCAUGCCAGCUCAUCUGAAGAGCUCAACAAGAUUUGGGACCAAAUUGCGUUCGCCCUUUUUUUCCUUUUAUGUGCACUGGGAGCCUGACUCAGCUGGAAGGAACCCUCCACCCGUGUUUCAGGCUGAGGCAACGUUACUUUAUCAUCCUGGUUGGUCUGAACAAACACAGUCAGUGCAAGGCCUUGCAUGCAAUGAAAAAAGGCAGAGGAGGAACGCUAAUGAUGAGGGGCAAGGUUCUGCCACUCUAACGCUGAGUAAUCUCUCACUCCACACAAAUACCCAUUGACUUACAGGGAGGCUAUCUGCAGGGUGAGGGAUGAAUCGGCAUGAGCAAGGGUGGCAGAAUUUGGCCUUAGGACGGCAGGCUGAUACCUGUCAGUUUUCUGUCUCUCGCCUACCUACAUCCAGUGAGAGGGGAAGCAGAUCUGAGGAACCAGCCUGUGGUCCUCAUGCACCCCAAACUCCCAGUGAAGUCAGACUGGAAGGUUAUGGAAGCCCGUGAGGGUGAACUAGGAAAGCAGGAUGAGGCAGAAGCCCAUCGAGCUGGGGAAAGGGUGAUCUGCAGCAUCCUGCAGUAGGUUUGGGGCAGGAGGGUCAGCCACUUACACUAAGUUCGCUCAUCAGGGCUGGUACAGGCAAAGCUGGCAGGGGCAGGAGGCCUCCGGGUGGAGGAGGCCCCGGCCCAUCAGUGACGGGUUGAAGGGCUGGCAUGAUGGUAAUUGCCCCAGUGACAUACGGUGUGAAGCACAAGCUGCUUGAUGCUAAUAGAGCUUGAGGGGAACCUGGUCUCCUGUCACUUUAUCAUAACAGCACUUGUGCCCCCUCCUCCUGCUGACAGGACAUACCCAUCCACGUUCGCCCCUAGCUCCCAGACCCUCUACAAGUGCACAUCCCAGUGCUGGACACCUCCCCUAUUGUCCUCUGUCCCCGUGGAGUUCCCCCAGCCCCAAGCAGGCACGCCAUUGGAGUCUGGGGGAGUGGUGACUCACUGAAUCUGGAAUACAGCAGCAGGCAGAUGAGAUCCUAAGCAAAGGGCUUUACAAAGGAGGUCACAGUUUAGAUCAACCGAGCCCCCCUCCAAACUCAGUGGUCCUGCAUACUAAGGGGACAUGGUGCAGCGGCAUGAUCUGUCUGCUCCCCAGUAAACAAGGGCCUAACCUCAGCUCAGCUUAUACCUCCCCUUGGAAAGAGAAUCAGGGAAAGGAGUUUUGGUUUCUUUUUACUCUAUAAGCUUUGUCCCUUAACAGUGAUCCUUGCUGACUGCAUCAGCUGUUGAUUCACUCUGCAAGCACACAAAUGCGGUAAGAAGUUGUAGAAGAGACACGCACUGACCCUCCUCAUAGUUCCAUCACACCCUGCACCGUGCAUUUUUUAUGCAUGACUAUUCUGCUGUAUUUUCAUGUAGCUCAUCUAUGCUUUUACAUUGGUGGGCAUAACACUAUGCAAAGUCUCUGCUGGGGGAAUCUGGCUGCUCUAUUACAUGCUACUUGGGAACAGUUCUGGGUUUGUGAAAACUUUAUUACAAUAUGUGCCAGCAUUCCCACCACUUCUAUUUAAUGACAGGCUGACUUGGGGAGAGUGGAUGGCUCAGAUUCUAGCAGUGGAAUAAAGAAACUCCGGCUGGCUCAAAUCCAGCCCAGCUUAACUGUGACUAAAAGUUAUUACCCUGGCUUUGGGAUCUGUGUGGAACAAAUGUAUGUGUCCCAGAACAGUUCCCAGCAAACAGCCCAACAUAUCUUAGCAGCAGAGAGGCCAUGGAGUGAACAGACUUGGAGAUCAAUGCCACCUGUCAUUCCUAGAGGUGAUCACUCCAGGUCAGGGUAGAGGCUUAUGGGUAGAGUCAUAUGGGGAAGUUUACACUUUACUCCCCAUGCUGCACCUGAUCCCUUGAGAAACAGAGGACUCUAGGGUUGUCAAUCCAACAUGCACAAUAUUGGUCCCUAAUCUCGUUGAUCAUUUUUUACUAUACUACACGUCCAAGCAGUCUAUAGACAAACUGCCUAAAACACAGAACACAUAUUGCAGAACAGCUAUGCACAGCUGUGAACUAGCUGUCGUUUGAGAUUAGCCUUAUCUGGGCAUGACUUAUGGUGUGGGAGCUUGACCUUAUCCUCCGAGCUAUGUGGUAUUAACAAAAUUAAAGUGACUUUGAAAAAAGAAAGACUUCAUAUUACAUUGCUGGGAAUCGUUACGAUUAAGACUGCUGAGACAACUCAAAGGGCCAUACCUAACUGGGGAAAAGAACAGUGUUGUUGUUUCAAUUUGUUGCUGCACUACCCAGGAUUUGGUGGUGGUGUUAACAAUAUUUUGUGCUUCUGUAGCACCUUUCAUCUGAAAAUCUCAAAGCACUUUAUACGGUUUAGUUAAUUUAAUUAAGCCUUGCCACACACUUGUGAAAUAGGUGAAGGAUGAAGAUUAUAUAGAUGUAUAUAUGCUCCCCUUUCCCCAUAUAUUAUCUAGAGAGGGAGAUCGAGAGAGAGAGAUCAUUUUAUUCAUCAUGAAAUGCAGCUAUCUCUGGGGUGAAUCAUGGCAACUAUUUUUUUAGCACCAUAACAUUGCACAGUAAUUUAGGACAGGAUGAAAAAUACAGUAAAAGAAUGUAGGGAGGCAGGAGCCAAAUACCUAAAUUGGAUAGUGGCCAGAACAAUGUAGUUAGUACCUCCAUUCCACCAACCAAACCAAACCAAACCAAACCAAACCAAACAAACAAACCAUGUUAUCUUUAGUGACCAUGGAGAUCAGGACUUUAGUUUUGUGUCUCAACUAAAGAAAAAAAAAACAUGCGGGGGCACUGACUCCAGUUCUGACACAGAAGGAAGAGUGCCGCUUCCUGCAGCAUCUGUUCCACUUCCUGUGGCACUGAUGUUUUCUUGGAAAGUGCGCUAUCCAAACCCUGACCCACUUUGCUUAGCUCGUGAGAUCUGAGAGCAUUCACAGCAUGAGAUGGGAGGGAGAUUUUUCCCAGGCACAAAUGACAGUUGGGCACCCAGCACCCACACUUCCAUGGGAGCUGGGCACUUACCUGCCACUUGUGCCAUUAUGCCUGAUCUGGAUGGAGUUAAUGGCCCUGUGAUGGGGUGGCGGAACCCAGUCCAGUACAGGGUGAGUGCACCCCCUGCUCUAAGCUGCCCUCUACCUCAGGAUGGUGAGGUAUAAUGGUUAGAGUCAAUAUAAUUUGCCACUGGGAGGGUAUGGCCUAGUGGUCAAAGCCAAUUUGGCUGUCCUUGUCCUCCAGGCUAGAAGACCUAAUGGCAAGGGUAAUACAGAUGCCCCAUCUUAAGGCUGAAUGGCCCAAUGGCCAGAGUCAAUAGGAUGGCCCUGCCUCUCAGUGACCAGAGCCAAUGGUGUUGCCCUUAUCUGCAGGGCGGUAAGGCCUAGCAGCCAGAACCAAUGGGCCUCGUGGCCAGAGCCAAUGGGUAGGUGGUGACCAGAGAUGGGGGACCUGGACCCACCCUGCUCCACUGGGUCCUGGCCCAGGGCCCUAACAGUGGUGAAGUUUUCCACCACUGAGUCAGUGAAACUCCAGCCAAAACAUGCCAACUUCCUUCAGGACUAUAGCUAGUUCCUAACUAACAAGGUCUCUUGAAGCAGUAGUCGAGGUGUUGUUGUGGUCUCCAGGCUUCUUAGUGCGUGUGGUUCCCAGUGACCCUGAUCUCUCUUGGGCAUCCAUAGGUAUAUCUGGGUGUCUGACUGAGUCUCGGCACCUCUGGCUUCCGCAGUCAGGGGUUCUCGCUGCUCCCGGGCUGCAUCCUGCAAGGUGCGGCCUUCCUCCUCGGUGGUCAGCCCAGACUGAGCUAGGCUGUUCCCUUUUAUACUAGUACUGCAUUUGGAGCAUGCCCAGUAGGGAAGUGGGGGCGUGAUUUCUUCAGCCCACAAUGAGGAGUUAACCCUUCCCCAUCCAGUGCGGGGUGAGUGUGCCCCAUUACAGGUCCAUAAAAGUAUCCAGUUCUUUUUAGUUUUAGUGCCUGUGCAAGGUGCUGGUUUGUCAGCCCUACACCAAGACUGGACAAAGCUCCAGAAAAGAAUGAAUCAUCAGUGUUUACGUGCUGGUUUAUGUCUUCCAAGGGCGAUAUGAAUAUUGGCCAGAUUCACUUGCUCUGGUGCCGGGGAAGGUGAAUUAUACCCUCUUAUGCCAGCCUGGGCAGUGAAGCUGCUUGUUCUUCCCGGGCUUCUGUAGGGGAGGACCAGCUUUAACCACUGUCAGAUACAUUUACAUUCCCUUUGAUUUUGGCCCAUAGAGAUAAUUCAUCUGCCCUAAAUCACAGAGGCAGUCAGUUGCAGAGUCUGUUUUGGACCCCAUGAACCCCUAGUCCUGUGUUCAGCUCCCCAGGUCACACCUCUCUUGAAGCUACCCCUAACAGAGCCCCUUUUACAUAUAAACACCUCUCCAUGAGGCUACAAACUAUUACCUAAGCCCUCCGUGGAGGACCAGCUGCUCAGAUUCAGGCUAGUUUUAUUCACAAGUUAUCACCUGGGCCUAGCCACAAAAAAAAAUCACUUACUGAAAAAUAAAUACAAGUGUAACUAGUUUGGCCAGAAAGUGUUAGCAGACAGCACAACAUCCAAGGUGUGUCUGUAGUAUGCCUGGUAUGUCAGUUACUGGUACUGUAUGUUCAACAUGACAGGAUAUAUUGUAGCUGCAUAGUCUUGGUUUUAUCCAGCACUGGAUACCAUCUGUCAUUCAUUUCAAUGAAACAGUCAUUUUCAGCUGAGCAAAUAUCUCUAAGCAGACAGACCUAUGGAGUUUCCACAUUUGUGCUGAUACUGCAGUCAAGGGCCUCUAUACAGCGUGGUAAGCUGGCUCUAAAUUCUUCAGCAAGGUUCCUGGAUUCUGCAGUAGCUUCCUUCUAAUUAAUACCUGUACGUGUUUAAACUAAUUAAAUAUGGAAAUGAUAGAAGAACCAUCA
This is a messenger RNA of Gopherus evgoodei (Goodes thornscrub tortoise), 7413 nucleotides long. RefSeq names its product endonuclease domain containing 1 (gene ENDOD1). The record is from RefSeq and is a predicted model, not a curated record. Bases 183 to 1640 code for a protein of 485 amino acids. The transcript is spliced from 2 exons. Gene Ontology annotation, molecular function: hydrolase activity; metal ion binding; nucleic acid binding. NCBI's taxonomy places the organism in Eukaryota, Metazoa, Chordata, Testudines, Testudinidae.